Aureobasidium uvarum is the source of this 1464-nucleotide messenger RNA. The record is from the annotation of a GenBank genome assembly. NCBI's taxonomy places the organism in Eukaryota, Fungi, Ascomycota, Dothideomycetes, Dothideales, Saccotheciaceae.
AUGGAUUACGGUGCCAAGCAUGGAUCAAUGGGUGGCAUCAGUGCUAUCUCGCCAGGUCUCGAAUCGGUAUGGGCUGGCGAAGGAGACAAGGAAGUCGUGGUAGGGACGGCGGCACCAACAGCGAUACCGAUACACACACGAGUAACACCACCUGGAAAGGAGCCGGCACGGAUUUGCGGACUCAGGCGUGUCUUCUUUUGGCCUUUGCUGGCUGCUACCCUCGCAAUAGUGAUUGGACUUGCUAUUGGCCUGGGCGUGGGACUUGGGGUAAAACAUAGGGCCAAAAAGCCAGCAUCAACAUCGGAAAAGACCUCUGACUACUACAUUGGUGGCGCACUUAAUCCUGCUUACUACUCGAAGCAAGGUGCUUUCAAUGGCAGUGGCUUGGCGCUGGCAUCUCAGUCGUUCGGUUCAGGCGAGUAUGGCGAGCUCGUCCUCUACUUUCAACAUCAUUCUGGAUCGAUUCGCUGGCAGAGGCUGACACCGGACAAUGGCUGGCUGGGAGGAACUGCAUCGGAGGUCGUUGCAACAGACGCCAAAAACAGCACGCCUCUGAGCGCGGUAGCCUAUAGUCUGAAUGGUGUAUCUACUGUAAGUCUGCACAUGAUCAAAGCUGAUACUCUCAUGCUGAUGUACUUUAGNUGGCAUCUCUUCUACAUCGACAACAGCAAUCGACUUCGAGAAAAGAUCAACAGCAACGCGACAAACUUAUGGGUAGAAGGACCACUGACCGGAGAGAACCACACUGUUCUGGAUGCCGAUCAAGUCGGCAUGCAAGCCUGCUGGUAUGGCAAUGACUACGGCGACGCCGACUACAAGCACAGUCCAUUGCCAAACCAAGGUAACAAUACUGCCAAUAGCACUACAGGCUCGAAUACAGAUGUCGGUAUGCAUCUCUGGUAUGCCUCUGAUGCUUCCACGUUCCAACAGCUCGGAUGGCGUAACGGCGAUAACAACUGGACUUACCAACAAGAAUGGUCAGACAAGAAUGGACACGCAGGCUUAGGCUGCUACUCCUGGGGUCCAGGCACAACAACCUAUGUGAUGAUGGUGAACUCGUACAACACGGCAGAAAUCUGGUGGAAAGACACCAACACCACCACUUCGUUCUCUGCCAACCACCCAAUCAAUCAGUGGACAAACAGUUCAGUGGCUAUCAACAACGUUCAUCCGUCUUCUAGUCUAGGCUACACGAACGCUUUUUACACCCAGGGAACUGACGGCUGGAUCACAGGACACAACAUCACAUGGGCGUCUGAAAACACCACCAUACAAGGCAGCUUUCCAGUAAAUGAUCCUGGUAUACCUGGUACUCACAUGAGUGUGACAACUCUGCCCGACCAGAGUGGGGGAGACAGUUUGUGUGUCUUUUACCAAACGACUGGAAACGACGUGACAUUUGCGACUCGGGACCUGGUCCAAGGUGCUUGGACGGCGGCGACAUUGAAGGUCCCCGAUUCUUGA